This is a messenger RNA of Symbiodinium sp. CCMP2456, 690 nucleotides long. Lineage: Eukaryota; Dinophyceae; Suessiales; Symbiodiniaceae. The record is from the annotation of a GenBank genome assembly.
AUGGCGGCGGGCUACUUUGCUCCAAAUUAUCCUUCUACUGGCGAACAUGAGGCCAACCUUCAAGAGGUUCGUCAGCAAAUCGCCCUGCUCAAGCGAGACAACGAUGUGCUGAGAGAGGAGAUGAGGAAGACAACGCGAGAUAACCAUCACCAGAUGGAGCGUGCCUUCUGGGCUCGGUACAAGACGAAGGAUUUAUCGGACCGUGCGGAUUACAUCCGUAUUGCAACCAUCACGAAUCCAUCGCCGAUAGGGCAAUACUGCCCGAAGUUGCAAGGACCUGAGCCAGACGAGUACUACCAGGGGCAGAUCCAGAAAGUCCGUCAGAAGACUCGAAACCAAUUGAUGAAGGAGGCUGCACGGCUGAAGGGCGAACGUUUCGCCGAGGAUGCAGUGCCUCCACGUCCCAAGGAGGUGCCAUGCAAUUUCAGCCCUGCGCUGGGAACAGAGAGCAGCGUGGGAAAGCUCCAGGAUCCACACCUGCUUGGCCUCCGGAACCAGACUCACUGGAAUUCCAUGCGGAAGCCUGGCAAGCUGCCAGAGCUGCUCCCGCGGGAUAGCCCCAAGCACGCCUUCAAGGAGAACACGAAUGCGUGGAUGGCGAGGUCGAACGAAGCAAGCCCAGCCCGAAACCGCGACUAUGUUUCCAGGAUGACGCGCUCCCAGUCGCAGCCCAUGCACGCCAGCAGUUGA